This is a messenger RNA of Numida meleagris (helmeted guineafowl), 5047 nucleotides long. RefSeq names its product retinol dehydrogenase 8 (all-trans) (gene RDH8). Gene Ontology annotation, molecular function: estradiol 17-beta-dehydrogenase [NAD(P)+] activity. Lineage: Eukaryota; Metazoa; Chordata; Aves; Galliformes; Numididae. The record is from RefSeq and is a predicted model, not a curated record. Bases 135 to 1265 code for a protein of 376 amino acids. Gene Ontology annotation, cellular component: cytoplasm. The transcript is spliced from 7 exons. Gene Ontology annotation, biological process: estrogen biosynthetic process.
UCUGUGCACCACGUGCAGCUCAGCCACGCGGCCCCGCAAAUCCCAGAGCUAGGGGGGAUUAGCGGGGAGGGGGGGAUUAGAGCAGGGAUUUGGGGGCCAGGAACUAUUAAAGCCGUGGGGUGGGUGGCGAGGCCAUGGCCAUGGCUCCCCGCACCGUGCUGAUCACCGGGUGCUCGUCCGGCAUUGGGCUGGCGUUGGCGGUGCGCCUGGCGCGGGACAAGCAGCGCCGCUUCCGAGUCAUCGCCACGGUGAGGAACGUGUCCCGCAGCGGAGCGCUGGUGGCGGCGGCGGGGUCAGCGCUGGGCCGGACGCUGGAGGUGAAGCAGCUGGAUGUGUGCGACGAGGCGUCCAUCCGCGCCUGCCUCGACAGCAUCCCUGGGCGCCGCGUCGAUGUCCUGGUCAGCAACGCCGGCGUGGGGAUGAUCGGGCCGCUGGAGUGCCAGAGCCUGGCAGCCAUGCAGGGGCUGAUGGACACCAACUUCUUUGGGCUGGUGCGCCUGGUGAAGGAGGUGCUGCCCGACAUGAAGCGCCGCCGCAGCGGCCACAUCGUGGUCAUCAGCAGCGUGAUGGGGCUGCAGGGCAUCGUCUUCAACGACGUCUAUGCAGCCUCCAAGUUCGCCGUGGAGGGCUUCUGCGAGAGCCUGGUGGUGCAGGCGCUGCGCUUCAACGUGGCCUUCCCCCCCUGCAGCAUCAGCCUGGUGGAGCCGGGGCCGGUGACCACUGAGUUCGAGGCCAAGGUGUACGAGGAGGCUGAGCGCGCCGACUACUCACAGACCGACCCCGAGACUGCCGCCAUCUUCACCGACCUUUACCUGCGGAACUCCAGGGACGUCUUCGCCAGCCUGGGGCAGAGCCCCGAGGACAUCGCGGAGCACACGCUGCGGGUGAUCGAGGCGGCCCGGCCGCCCUUCCGGCACCAGACCAACGCGGCGUACACACCGAUGGCCGCGCUGAAGCACGCCGACCCCAGCGGCGCGCUCAUGACCGAGGCCUUCUACAAACUGGUGUUCAAGUACGGCGCCGUGCUGCGGCUCGGGCUGCGCGCCAUCCGCCUGCUGCGCUGGAAGGCCCAGAAGCGCCGGGUGAAAGAGCGCAGCGGCUUCCUCCGAGAGCGCAGCGGCCGUGACAGGGCUGGGAAGGGCUGUCAGCUGCACCCCCCUGCCCCCCCAGGCUCCUCCAUCUGUGGGCACGCAAUGCCACAGCCUCUUCUCCAAGCCUCUGACGUGGGGCUGGAAAUGCACCGGGUCAGCAGUGCACCAGGUUAGCAGGAAUGCAAGCAAUGCAUUGGGUCAGGGAUGCACCGAGUUGGGCAGCAAUGCACCUGGUCAGCAAUGUACCAGGUUGGUCAGCAAUGCAUGUCCCUCCCGGCUCCACGUGGAGCACCACAACACCAGGGCAGCAAGGAGAGGCCACAGGGCACUGCUGGAUCAGCUGCAGCACUGGUGCAGGAGCUCUGGUGCAGAGAUGGGAGAGUCCCCAGGGUGCAGGGUGGGUGCAUGGUGCAGGGGUUGGUGGGGGCUGCAUGGGGAAGUCUGAGUGCAGAGUGCUCGGCAGGAUGAGUGCUGGGUGCAGUGUGCACAGUGGGUGCAGGACAGACGCAAACCAAGCACCAGGAGCAGGGGAUGCUGCCAGAGGGAUGCUGGCGGGGGGGAGCAGCCAGUGCUGCCCCUGUGCUGAGCACUGGUGCGUGAGCGCGUGGUGUGACUGCGCUGGGAGGUGAGAACCAGGGGGAAACCGCAGGGAGGCCCAGCACGGGUCAGCACCGCUUCUCAGAAACCUUCCUGGCUCCCACUGCACUUCCUGCUGCAGGGAUGCACAGGUGGCACCGCCCUGGGGCCCACAGUGAAGCCCCCCAGCCCUGCUCCAGGACCCCCACUGCAUGCAUGGGGAGCUGACAGCAGCUGCAGCACCAGCACCGUGCCCCAUGCACCAGCACCGUGCCCCAUGCACCAGCACCGUGCCCUUGCCCAUGCCACGCACGUGGCCGCCCCACCCCCGUUGGCCCUGGGUGCUUUGGGGACAGGAUGGAGAAGGAAAUAUUUUUGCAUGAUUCCCCUCGUGUCUUGCACAAGUUAAUGACAAAGCGACCGUGGGGACAACGGCCCCCCCGUGGCUAUGGUAACCGAGCAGCACCUGUGGGACGUGCAGGGGUGACAUCAAAGCCGGCGAUGCAGACACAGCCCCCCCCGCUGCGGUUUCUGAAGAUUUGACUAACUUUCUCCGCUCCAGGGGGCAGGGACGGGGGGGCUGCACCCAGCCCCAGGGAGCAGCAAGAGGGGCCCCCCCCAGAACAAAGCCACAACCAUGAGGAAUGGGACAAGGGGAGGGCAGGACCCCCAGGAUGCCCCCAGCCCGAUGGAAGCAGCAGUGAGGCUGCUCCUCAGGGCAGGGGAAUGGAUCAGCCCCGAUGCUGUGGAGCUGGGGGGGGUCCACUGGCCUCUCCUCCAGCCGCUGUAGGAAGGGGGAACCAAGCAGCAGGAAGGGGAGAUGGGGAGCUGCCGUGGGGUGCACCACUGGGGAGACAAGCUCACAGCUAAGGAGCAUCAUCCUCAUCCUGCCUGAGCUCCCCGGGUGCAGGCUGCGCCCCAGGGGGAAGCAGCUCUGCUAUAAACAAGCGCCUGCUGGGACUUUCCUGUCCCUGCGUGUGACAAUUGCCAGCCACCCCAACCCCCAGUGCCCUCGCUCCCCUGAGGGCUGCACUGGUAGUCCAGGUGCACCGGCUCGCCGCAAUGCAAAUGUGGGGCCAGAUAUAACCCUGCUGGCACUGGAGCUGCAAUGGGGGGCAGGGGGCAGGACGUGUACCCGCCCUCCCCACCAUGGCACCGCGCACGUGGCUUCACCCUCAGAGAUGGCACAGGGCUGACCUCACACCGCAUUGCCGCAUGGCUCUGGGGAGCUGGGAAGGUCACGGUGGGGCAGUGCAGAGCAGUGGGUCCUGGGGAGACUCUGGAGAGCAGAGACCCACAGGAUGAGGAGCCACAGCCCCACUCACCUCCUGGAUGCAGCCCUGCAGCUGGAGGGGACGUUUCAUGCAUUGUGGAGUGAGUUUCAACACAAUGGGGGAAACAAGUUCCCCUCUGCUCUAUCACCACUGAGCGCAGCAGGCGAUAGGGAUCUCUCUGUCAUAACACCAACCGAAUGUCUGGGGCUUCUAAGAGGCCCUGGGACUGGGCAGAGGGCAUUUUAUGCAUCAAAGCAGCAUUUCUGUAGGGAGAAGCUGGGGCAGGGACACCCCCGGGGCUGUGGGACGUGCAAGGGGAACGUGACCCCAGCUGCCUGCACUCUGCUCAGUCUGCUUCCAUGCAAGGUUUUUUCCUGCUUUCCCAGGCACGGCAGAGAAAUGGUACACGUGGAAAUACACAUUGUUUUUAAUAGAUGACUGGGUCCAAGUUCCACAUUAUGUCAUUGUUCAACAGCAGUGAGCAACCACUCAUGAAUGCCAGACAGCGCGGGCUGAACCGAAACGAGAGCCCUGUCCCAAGAGCAUGAAAACACGACGGUGCUGCAGUGGGGAACGGAGCCUUCGGGCUGUGGGAAGCUCCAUCCCUCCUCCCGAGCCCCGCAGAACCCACAGCACAGCUCCUGCUGAGGUCCUGAGGCCGUGGGUUGCGUGGGGUCCUGCCUGGAGGGGACCAAAGGGCAACUGAGGGGUUUUCCAGGGUUCAGUGGUGAUGCGAGAAAGAAACCAGUGUGACACGUGCUCUGCAAUCUGUGCUGCUCCCCCUGUGAAUGGUGAGGUGUGUUUUGCUGCGUGAGGAUUGGUGUGCACGGAGCUGCUGCAUCCCCGUGGAGCGCAGCACGAGGGAACGGGGGCUGAGGACGGGACUGGUCUGAGCCUUCCCAAGCACAAAGCAUCAAACCAGCUCUCCUUCUUUGCCACCAAGGAUAAGCAGGGUCUCGCACUCCUGCAGCGCUCUGCAAGGCAGCUCAUCCGCCCUUCCUCGGACGUGGCCUUGGUUGGACUUGACGAUCUUAGAGGUCAUUGCCAACCAUAAUGAUGCUGUGAUUAGUGGGGAAAAAAAUGAAUUUCCAUUUUUGUACCUUGAACUUUAGGGAGGGAGUACCCAAGGGAACAGAGCAAGGCCAAAGGCAGAACAACACUGGGUACGUCUGACCCUUUGCACCCCAUCCAGAGCUCUGCACCCCGACCCCCCCUUCACAGAGGGACCACAGCAGCUAUCAGCGCUGGGACGCUGAUAAAUACCAAAGCAGCGCUGGUAUGGAACCACACAGGGGAGGCAAAAUUCCAUCAGAACACAUCCCACCCUCCGCCAUGCAGAAACACUGUGCCAGGAAGAGCCGCGCUCAGCAGAACCGUUAUCAGACACCCAUCUCCCGCACCGUGACUAAUGAUACAGCUGCAGAGCAGCGAUUAGACGAGAAGAGCUAUUUUAAAAACCAGCUUCAAAGUCCUCGCCGGUGCUCGUGCUGCAGAACAGCGCCUUCGGCCCCGGGGGAUAUCCCCACGUCAACCCAGACGGUGCGAUGGAGCCGCGCACUUGCACACACACGUGCAUGAGGUCUCCCAGGACUGGGCUGUGGGAUGGGCAGCUCCGUGCCCGGAGGCCACGGGGACACAGAGGGCACAGCAGGGCCGUCCUCCUCCAUGGCACGCGUCGGGCAGGAGGGCUUUCCAUCCAUGGAAAUGGGGAUUUCCCCCAGCUGGCACGUGGGGGGAGCCAACCGGCUCCGCGUUGCUGAAAAACCCCAGCCCCAACGUAGGGCUUUUCUGCUCCUUUUGCUCUGAGUGAGAUGCACGUGGGGAGGGGCUGCGAAGAAAGCGGGGAGAAGUAAGGCAAGCGGGAAGGGACCGUGUGCGCUCCAGAGUUAGGGAAAACCUCUACACGUGAAUGAAUGAUCCCUCCCAGGAGAAGUUUUCUGUGUGUUGGUGAUGAGCCCAUCGGGGCUGGAACAGCAAGGACGAGCUCUUCCUCUACAUCUGACCAAGCAGAGCAGCUGGCAGCGGGGAACGAAAGCCUCUUGUGCUGUUCAAGCAAACGUCGUGAAAAGAAAUGCACGUUAAAAAAAAUAAAGAACAUCUCAAAUC